Molecule: messenger RNA, 1008 nt
Organism: Talaromyces atroroseus
Lineage: Eukaryota; Fungi; Ascomycota; Eurotiomycetes; Eurotiales; Trichocomaceae
Exons: 1
Coding region: 1-1008 (335 amino acids)
Biological process (GO): carboxylic acid metabolic process
Molecular function (GO): catalytic activity
Source: RefSeq, a predicted model, not a curated record
AUGGCUUCGAUGGAACAUAUUUUCGCGGGAUACCACGCCCGACAGGCUGUUCUAGAGGCCACGUUCGACAAGAACCCUUUUGCCAGAGGAAUAGCCUGGAUUGAAGGGAAAUACGUACCGGUCGAUGAGGCUCGCAUCCCGCUGCUUGACCAGGGCUUCAUGCACAGCGAUCUUACCUACGACGUACCGUCUGUCUGGGACGGCCGCUUCUUCCGUCUCGACGAUCACCUGACUCGACUUGAAGACAGCUGCAAGAAGAUGAGACUUCAGCUUCCCCUACCUCGCGACGAGGUUGUAAGAAUCCUAGUCGAGAUGGUGGCUAAGAGUGGCAUUCGCGAUGCCUUUGUCGAGCUGAUCGUCACACGCGGUUUGAAGGGUGUCCGUGGCCACACCCCCGGUGAGGUCUUUAAGAACAACCUGUACAUGUUUAUUCAGCCGUUCGUCUGGGUUAUGGAGCCUGAUAUGCAGCCCAGCGGAGGCAAGGCCAUCGUCGCGCGGACAGUGAAACGAAUUUCUCCAGGGUCAUUCGACCCAACAGUCAAGAACCUCCAGUGGGGCGAUCUCACGCGAGCCCUCUUCGAGGCUGCCGACCGUGAUGCAGUAUAUCCUUUUCUGACGGAUGGCGACGCGAAUCUUACCGAGGGCUCGGGGUUCAAUAUUGUUCUGAUCAAGGACGGCGUCCUCUACACGCCCGAGCGUGGUGUUUUGAUUGGCGUCACUCGCAAAAGUGUCAUCGACGUCGCAAACGCCUGCGGAAUCCCAGUGAAGGCCGAAUUUGUUCCAACUGAGAUGGCGUACAACUGCGACGAGAUCUUCAUGUGUACUACUGCAGGUGGCAUCAUGCCCAUCACCGAGCUCGACGGCAAGCCAGUAGCAGACGGUAAGGUUGGACCGAUCACAAAGAAGAUAUGGGAUGGCUACUGGGCCAUGCACUAUGAUUCAGCAUACACAUUCGAGAUUGACUACGCAACUGGAACAGCAAAAAGUAUGAACGGUGCCAAGCUUUAG